Molecule: messenger RNA, 10314 nt
Organism: Strigops habroptila (Kakapo)
Lineage: Eukaryota; Metazoa; Chordata; Aves; Psittaciformes; Psittacidae
Gene: PPP2R3A
Product: protein phosphatase 2 regulatory subunit B''alpha
Exons: 14
Coding region: 2180-5611 (1143 amino acids)
Biological process (GO): protein dephosphorylation
Cellular component (GO): protein phosphatase type 2A complex
Molecular function (GO): protein phosphatase regulator activity; calcium ion binding
Source: RefSeq, a predicted model, not a curated record
GGGAGGCUGCGGCCGUUCCCCGUUAGCCGGUGUUACCGGCACUGCCGCGGGCGCCUGUGCCCGCCGAGGCCGCUCCAAGCUCGCCGGCUGUCGGGCUGGCCCAGGGGAUGUAGCGCUGCGCUCCCCGUGUCUCUCUUUCCCCAGCACCCGCGGGGAAGAGUCGCGCCGCUGGCAGGUGGGACCUGCACAACGGUGAAGGGGGGAACUGCCCCGGCACAACGGACCGUCAUCAGUCAGAAAAGCCCCGUCUGUUACAACUGAGCUUCGCGAACCUGUGAUGCCUUCUGCAGUGGGGCAGGAGGCCCUGCAGGGGGGCCGCUGCUUGGCUCGCAGAGCACCGCGCAGCUCUCUCCGCAGGCAGAGCCGGGUGUGCAGCCCACACCUCCUGCCAGCCCCGCGGGGAAGCUGCAAAGCUUCCCUUGUUUAUCAUUGCGUGGCACAAAGACAACGAGCAAAGAUGCUGGUGGAGCAGCAACAGAGCGAGCAGUAGCUGUGCAUGCUUUCGCCUGACAUUUGUGUCAAUAAAAGGCAGGCUUUGGGCUUGCAAAGGACAUGGCAGGCCUUCAGUGUGUUUGUCCUGCCGCUUCAGCAUCAGGCAAGCAUAUUUAUAGCAUAUUCAAGCACUGGCUUCUUGUAACUUCCUAACACGGACAGAAGCAGUCAGUGCCUUUACCAGGGCAAUGGGGCACAAGGCAGGGCAAGAAAUCGGGCAUCUCUCCUCUUACUCAAAGAACGUCAGGCUCCCUCAUUUGGAAAGCAGUGAUUUCCGUGGUUUGAAGGGCAGUGAACUGGAUCAUAGGGUGGUAUCUGUGUGUCACAAAAUAAACCCAUUCCAGAGUUUUUCCACUGUUUGGGUUUGUUGGUUUUGGGUUUUCUUAAAGAGUCUUGAGGGAUGGAGCAAAAUUACAAGAACAUAGUUAAGCAUUAACUUGCUACUGCUUACCCUGUAAUCAUGGAACCAAGCAGACAUUCCUGUUCCCCUACCAUAGCAAGUAUUACAUAAUGCACCCCCGUUUGAUACUAAGAAAAUAUGAGUGUUCUCUGAUACAUGUCAUAAUUUCACAAUGUCAGGUUACUGUGUGUUCUUUGGGGCUCUCAUCCAAGCCCAGCUGAAGCAAAGGGGAAAGUUCCUCUGGCUUUUAAACCCCCCGAGUCUCCAGAGCAAAAGCACACACAGGAGCACUCCUGCGUGCACUGAGCUCUUUCACUAAUUUUGCUGACACCUACCUGGGCGUGCUGUGAGAAUUCGGUCAGCCCCACACAUCUGCUGGGAAUGUUUUCCAGCUUCUCCGGGGGAGAACUGCAGCCCCUCGCAUUUGCCACAUCUCAGACUUGCUGAAAGGAAGUGGGUGAAAGACAGAAGAGGUCCAUGAGUCUCUGGAAAUCACCGCCCUCCCCAAGGUAUGCUAUCUCAGGGAGCAGAUGCUUCUCCCGCCUACCCAAAUUCAUCCCCAGUUAGUCAAGAUAAACUGAUACAGUAAUUUUAAAUCCUGAAUCUGUUAUGUUGGCCUCAUUUCUCAUACUCCAUGUGCCACUUAUCCCAAGUGAACUGGUGCACAGUGAAUCUGUAAGGGUUGUUUAGUUGGCUGGGUUCUUUUAGUAUUUGUCCACUAUUCAUUAUGCAUCUCAACAUCCCUAAUUUAACUCUGGGUGUUCAGUGAGCAAAACUGCUCUGAACUUUCCACAGCAGUCAGACCACAAAGGGAAGCAGCCGUGCUACUAUUUACAGGGGACCUACCUUACCAGUGUGAGAGGGGAAUCUCAGAAGCACACUGUGGAUUUUUUGUCUGUACAUGCUACUUGAUGAUCUAUCCUUUACUGACCCACGUGAAAAGCAAGAAGAGUCAAACAAAAAUCAUUGUCACUUCUGGCUAAGAACUGGCUGAAUUUUAGGACACCUGCUGGAGAAGCUUCCUGGACCAUUAGAAAUAGAGCAGCUUGUGCUGCAUCUCUGAUCAACAAAGCUUUCUGCACGGAGUACAAGAAUCAAGUUGCCUUAAGUUAAACCAUGUGCAAGUUGCACUAAUUGUUGUAACUGUACUUCUGAUAACACUCCAGACUCGGCAUUUCCAAGUUUCUCAUGUAGUUUGAGCGUUUCCAACUGACACUGGAAUGUUUUUAUCCAAUCUGGUGUGGCUGUGAAAAGUGCGUGUGGGGUGAACUUUUUCCUGUUAAGUUCAUGGUAAAUUUUGACGCCUCACUUCCGAGUGUGAUCUGUGCUAUGGCAGCAACCUACAGGCUUAUGGUCACUUCUGUGAACUGCUACAGCAGCGUGGUGAUAGACCAGCACUUUCGGCACACUGUGCAUUACUGCACAGGGACUUGCCAAGUGUUUAAGCAAGGGGUUACGUGCAUAGUUGCCCACCACAGUGUCUGCGCAGAGCUCAGUGUCCAAGAUGCCAACCAAGACCAUAAAAUUCCUGUUCCUGAAAAUGGACUUGCCUUGCCUGGAAAUGAGGACUAUCACCAAAUCCUCCCAAAUAAUCCAAGAAUCAAAAAGGGCUCUUCAGUGCAAGCCUCCAGCAGUUUAAAAGACAUUACUGGUGAGGCGAUAAACCUUGCCAGUGGUAAAAUAAAGGAAUUCUCCUUUGAAAAGCUCAAAAACUCUUCCAGCCACGUGGCCUACAGAAAGGGAAGGAAGGUUCGGUCAGAAUCAUUCAGCAGACGUUCAUUUGAUUUUGACUUGAUUUAUGGGCAUUUCAGCAACGAUGAGAACUGUCCUCCAUGUGGAUUUUUGCAGAGUCCCUCACCUGUGGAGAAAUGGCAGGAAAGCAGUGAUGCUCCAGAAGUCACCAUGAAUAAUCCCAUAGUUCCCUUCUCCCCUCAUUCCUUCUCUGAAGAAAACUUCAUUACCCAGAUUUUGGAAAAACACAAGCUAGAUGGUGGUUCUAGUGGAGAUAUUAAGGUAUGCUUAGACAUCUUGCUCAAGUGCUCAGAGGAUCUGAAAAAGUGCACAGACAUAAUAAAACAUUGCAUCAAAAAGAAAUCUGCAGACAGUGUUAGUGGAGGGAACAGCAGUGACCCCCUGGCCAAUUCAGAAAUGAUAUAUAUGAACCUGAUGACAAGAUUUUCUUCAUACCUGAAAAAGCUACCCUUUGAGCUCAAGCCACCAGGACACAAGGAAGCCAGUGACUUAGCAGAUCUGGUUAACUGUUUUCAUGGCUUGCAGCAAACUCCCUUUCCCCCAGUAUUUGGAGAUGAGCAGCCACCUAGGUAUGAAGAUAUUAUUCAGCAGCCAUCCUCAAAUGCGCUUCCUCUCAGACCAGGUGAUCAGUGUGAGGUGACAAGCACCUCUCAGUCCAUCCCAGCAAGUACUGUGACCUUUACCUCUAACUCCCUUCACAGCGUCCCACAGGAGAACAGUGUGAGAGCUGUGAAAGAUCCUUGUGCUCUACCUCAGUUACCAGCCACAAGCCCUUCUGACUGCACAUCUUCCACGGAGGCUCUGUACAUUGAGGAGGAGUCUGAUGGGGAAAGAAAGUUAGGGAAAAUAAAGAAGGCAGAGCAGAAAGGGGGCUGGGAGAGUUCAGAGCGCAGCUACCAGGUAGCUGGUGGUUCAGAUCUAACUGCCAAUGCUAAAGCAGAAUGUGCCAGAGUGGGAGAUGCUGGGCUCUCCCACCCUUCCGAGAAAAUCACUCCUUUAAAACCAGUUUCAGAUUCUGUAUUGCGUGGUUCCCAAGCUGAUGUCUCCAAAGGAGAACAGACGGGCAGUAAGAUAGACAAGGAUGAGAUAGACAAACUGCUGCUGGACUUGGAGUGCUUCUCGCAGAAAAUGGAGCGUACUUUGAGGGAACCUUCUAAAAAGGAGAGUGAACCGGCCCAUUUGCAGAUGUUUGGCUGGCAGGGUAGGCAGGUACUACCUCUGUCUCUUGAACCCAAAAGUAAACCAGUUGACCCCGCUUCCCCUUUGUCAAAAAUCAUGGAAACCAAUGGUCAUAAAAUGGAAGAGGACGACAAAGCCCUUUUACUGCGUAUCCUGGGAAGCAUUGAGGACUUUGCCCAGGAACUGGUGGAAUUCCAGACAGGCAAGGGAAGCUUAUCCAAGGAGCGGGAAGUGAUGCAAAUUCUUCAGGAAACUUUAACGACUCCUUCACAGUCCCUCCUUGCAGGGCAAAAACGCUGUGCUGGGGUUGCCUCCAGAGACUCUGUUCCAGCUUCAAUUCAGCAGGCCCCAGAAGUGAUUAAGGUUCAAAGUAAACAAGAGAAGAAGUCUGGAACUUCACCCCCAGUCUCUUUGAACUCUGCGGUUAGCUCUUGCACUCUUCUACCUGUGACUAAAGCCACCAGCAGUACCCCUUUUUCCAUAAACAUUCCACGUUUCUACUUCCCUAAAGGACUUCCGAAUGUCUGCACUAAUCAUGAAGAAAUCAUUGCCAGGAUUGAAGAGGCCUUUACAGAGUUUGAAGAUGAGAAAGCAAACAUCUGUGAAAUGGGGAAAAUUGCUAAGAUCUGUGGCUGCCCACUCUACUGGAAAGCACCUAUGUUCAAUGCAUCAGGAGGAGAAAGGACAGGAUGUGUAUCUGUACACUCUUUUGUAUCUAUGUGGAGAAAAAUCCUAUGUAACUGCCAUGAUGAUGCAUCCAGAUUCACAUCCCUUUUAGCGAAGCCCAGCUGUGACUACCUAGAACAGGAGGACUUCAUCCCACUGCUUCAGGAUGUAGUGGAAACACAUCCUGGCCUGACGUUCCUGAAGGAUGCUCCGGAGUUCCAUUCCCGGUAUAUUACGACGGUUAUACAGAGAAUAUUCUACACAGUCAAUCGAUCCUGGUCUGGGAAGAUCACUCUAACAGAGCUGAGGAAAAGCAACUUCUUGCAAACUCUUGCUCUUUUGGAAGAAGAGGAUGACAUAAAUCAGAUCACAGAUUAUUUCUCCUAUGAGCACUUCUAUGUUAUAUACUGUAAAUUCUGGGAGCUGGACACUGACCAUGAUCUUUACAUCAGCCAGAAGGAUCUGGCUAGGUACAGUGAUCAAGCUUUAUCAAACCGGAUUAUUGAGCGAAUAUUCAGCGGCGCUGUGGUGAGAGGCAAUGAAGUUCAAAAGGAAGGCCGUAUGAGUUACGCUGAUUUUGUGUGGCUUCUGAUUUCAGAGGAAGACAAAAGGAGUGCUACAAGCAUCGAGUACUGGUUUCGGUGCAUGGACCUGGAUGGGGAUGGAGUGCUUUCUAUGUAUGAACUGGAGUACUUUUAUGAGGAGCAGUGUGAGCGGAUGGAAGUGAUGGGCAUAGAACCACUGCCAUUUCAUGACUUGCUGUGCCAGAUGCUUGAUCUCGUUAAGCCAGAGAGGGAAGGAAGAGUAACCCUGCGAGACUUGAAGAGGUGCAGAAUGGCUCAUGUAUUCUACAACACUUUCUUCAAUUUAGAGAAAUAUCUGGACAAUGAACAGAGGGAUCCCUUUGCAGUGCAAAAGGACAUUGAAAAUGAUGGCCCUGAACCCUCUGACUGGGACAGAUAUGCUGCUGAAGAGUAUGAGAUUCUUGUGGCUGAGGAGUCUGGGAAUGAACAGUUGCAAGAAGGAUCAUUUGAAGAAGACUAUGACACAGAUGAAGUCUUAUCUCCCCCUGAAACUGGAGACAAGUCAGACAAACUAGUUAUCUCAGAUCUCUCAGCAUAGAGAAAUGGAAGACAUUUAAUCAGUAUCUUUCAAACUGGAUAGUGUUCUGUCCCGAGACACUUAGGGAUUUUUCUUAAGUCCGUCAUUGGAGCAAUGUGCUUUAUUUUGUACACUGUAACUUGAGAACCCCUUUUCUUUUCCUGUGUAAUUGCAAUAAGGUAAUUUCUAUAAAAAGGCUUUUUACAAUGUGUUAUCAUGCACGCUCAUUAAAAAUGGUGAUUGCACCUUGUUUCAUUUAUAUAUAAAUCCUCUUGUGUCCCCAGAUGUGCAAUAAAUGCCAGCAUCAAAUGGUUAACUGUAACAACUGCAUGCAACAUCUACAGUGGUCCUUUCUCAGUCAGUUCAGUCCUGUGCCAUUCUGUCCCCUUGACUUCAUACCAGGAGUGACAGAAGAGCUGCCAAAUUAACUUAGUUUACAUGUAUGUCUAGAAACCUUUUAAAACCAAGUCACAAUGAAGUUCUUCUUUCUCAGUGUCCUGGAAACCAAGGCAACAUGCCUGCACCUGGGGAGAGGGAAGUCCCCUGGUGUGCUUUUUAAACCACAGGCUCUUACGGUUGAUACUGGACAUAUUUUACUUGUAUGAAUGUGUGGACAGUUAAAGCACUACAUGAUGUAAUGUUUAUCUAAGAAUUUGAUAUGGUUAGCAUCUCUACAUACUCUCCUGUGCAUAAGAGGAUCUUCCUCAGGCUAAUGUUUUGUCUCUGUAGAAGUAUUCUGUAGUGUAUUUACAAGACAAGACAUAUGCUGCUCAGCUGGUGUGUUGAAACUGCUGUGUCUUGUGAGCACCAGUUCCAUCCGUUCCCUGUGUUCUCCUCCUCUCCUGUAUUGCUAACCUGGAGCCUCCUCCAGGAGACUAAGCUGAGGCAAUGAAUUAAAAAUCUAACCCUCACCUCAUAUGCUAUAUUUCUGUUAUCAGAGGGAUCCUGUAACUAGUAAAGGACUUGGUCUGUAAUACUUCCACCCCUGUCUCAGAGAGGAAACUAACUAAUGAAUUAUUGCUUUAAGUGCAAAAAUAACCUUACUUUCCCCAUAGAAUCACAACUGGUGGCUCUAGUAAUAGCACGUGCUCUGCUGCUGGAGGUGUUUCUCCUUGCUGACUAGCAGCUGUCUGUGAUUCAGCACAGAGACGAUUGUAACAUGUUCUUACCAGUUCUCAAUCGUAGCCAUCAUAGACACACAAAUAGUAUCUGGUACUUACCUUCUCCAGCUUGGGACAGGUUUCAGCUGUCAUUUUAUUUUAACUGUCAUAAUUGUGCCCAAAUAUGUAAUGCUUGGUUGGUGUGUAUACACUGUAUUUCCUCUUACCUCACUGUAAGACUAUCAGACCAUGCCUCCUCAGGACAUUCCUGCCAAAAUCCCCAGGAGACAACUGCCAAUGCCAUGAUCAGUUCUUCAAGCAGGCACCUCCUUACUAAAGCCAGAAGCCAUCCAGUUAAUAGAGAACUUGUGUAUACACAUGCAGACUAUUAGCUGGGUGUGUUUAGUACAUACAGAUACUAGCACAAUGGAACACUAAUCCCUAGAUGAUACCUCUGAGUGUUAAUAACCAAGUAAGUAAUUGGCUGAUCACUACAAUGCAGCUUCAACUUUUCCAGGAGCCUCUGAAGCACAACGCCUGCCUGCCGAUGCCCAGGUGGGAUACACUGCUGCCUGGUGGAGGUUAGUGACUCUCCUCAGGAUCAAAUUCUGGAAGAGAGGAAGAUUGUACUGAGCUUGGAGAUCUAUUUUCUUUUUCUUGAACAAAGCUGCUAUUUUACCCAGAAGCAUAAACACCCCCCCAGGAUCCUGGAUUUGAUACUUGCGAAACUUCUGGAUGCCCAGGUUAUUAGGAAAGACACUACAAAGUAACUUCCAUUCCAUAAUAAAAGAUGUAAGCAGGAGGGAGCACUCUAACCAAACCCAGAUAACUCUCUUUGAAUGCAGUAAGCACACGAGUAACUCUGUUCCACACCAGGGUGUUGGAAUCUCAUCUCCAUCAUGACUAUAAGCUUGAGGGGAAAAGCUUUAUUGGGGAUAAUUCCACAAAGGCCCAAAUGCAGAAGAAACUAGGCAAGGACCGCAGGAAUGACCAUGGGAUAGAAGUCAUCCAGCUGCCAAUUGUAACAAGCUCCAUCCACUUUGUACCUGAAGGAACCUAGGCAAAGUAGUUCUUUGCUUUUCUUCACUGUCUAGGUCCAGAGUGGCCUUUUAGUUUGAUAAAAUUUUACAUCUCUCCAAAGAUGAAGAUUCCUCAAAGGAACAAGAAGAACCUGACCCCACUGUAGGCUGAAAUUGAACCUCCAUGUUACGUCAGCAUUGUUAGCUUUUAACUCCAUAAGCAGCAGUACUGGAAUGUCCAGUUUGCAAAUUAUGUAAAGCCUCAUUCCAGAAUAACUUGGUGAUUGUCUAAGUUUUUAACCUGGGAUAGCCCUUGUGCCUCAAAGAAAAGAUGCUCUCCUAAUGCUGCUGUACAGAAUAAUAGAGUAAUUCAGGUUGGAAGGGACCUCCAUGUGGCUCUAGUCCACCUCCUCAUUCAAAGACAGGCCAGCUUCAAGGUUAGAGCAAGUUUCUCAGGACCUCAGCUAGCCAAGUUUUGAAGAAUCUCCAGAGAUGGUGAUCCUACAACCUCUCUGUGUAUUACAUUUGCUCCUCUUCCCUAUGGGAGUUCAGACCUACAUCCUUUUCCAGGAGGGAUCUAUAUUCCUGGGAAUGCACAGUUCCAUUAUAACACUAGGAGGAAGUUAGAUGAAGGACUUGAGGACUCACCAGUUGAGCAAGUGAUGCCCUGUUCUCAAGCAGCAGAUGUGUGCUGGGUGCAGACAUGGCCCGUGGGGGACUGAAGAGCUGGUACUCCAGCAUCUCUUGGUGCAUCGCCCUCUUGGUUUGGCAUUUCUGUUCUUGCUGGUUGUGCCUCAAGUGCACUGCUGCUGUUCCUGCUCACUCUGUUCACCCACCACUUCACGCUACUUGGUCUUUCUCCUCGUACACCUUUUGCAGAGGGGCUUUAACUCAACCUGUCAAAUCAGUUCAGCCUUCCAUCUCACACCACACCAGCCUGCCUGAACCGAUGCCUUUUUUUGAGGAAGCUGGUAAAAAUUACCAGUUGCUUUUUCAAGGUUUGACUUCAGUCAGUUCAGACAAGCUUGUAGCUGCUCUGCUGAGCCCUUUGGUCCCCAAACCCAAGGCUUUCUCUUCUACAAACAGAGGUUCACUGCUGCUAUGACAAAGUAAAGGUAUUCUAAACCCAGGUCAACACAAGCUAAUCAAAGAAAAAACUCCAAAACCCAUUUAAAGCAAAUUUUUACCGUAUAUGUGACUAUAAGGACAAGCUACAACCACCACUGCUAGCAUUGGUAUCAGUGCAAAACUGGCAGUAAUUCACAUUAUUUACUCCAAGAGCAGAAAUCCAUUCUCUCUCACUAAUACCUUUGAAAAUAACCACCAUUCAGCAGCCACAGCUGAAUUAAAGGAGAUAUUCUACACCCCAUUGGUGAGUUAGCCCUGUCCACAGCUCCUCUGGAUGGAAGGUUUCCAAGUCUGCGGUAUAUAAGCAAGGUAAUUUUGGGAGCUCCUGUCCUACUUCUUAGCUUUUCUUUCUGGGAUAGUCCAAAUGUAAGAUCACCGGGAUAUUUGUGAACACAGACACCUGAACCAGCUCAGCUGCCACACAGGCCAGCUUCAGAGGUCAGCAAGUGCUCCAGAAUGAAGCAACCCCAAGGAUCACCACACAGAAAACUUGUAGGAGUCCACUUCGCUCUGACUUUCCCUCUAUCCCCAACUGCCAACACCACUUUAGAUGUUGCAUACCUUUAAAGACAGAUCAUGCAGUGUUCAUUGUGAACCCAGCUCAGGCUGAAGUCCUAGGAGCUGGAUUCCUUUUCCCUUACGAGUAGCCAGAAAAGUGAGUAAAAUUCAGUUUUGCAUGAUAAAAACAAAAUACCCUUUUGUUUAUUUGUUCUCUCUAGUCUGCUUUUGUCUGGCAAACUCCUGUGUCCUUACAAAACCAUUGCUCUUUAUCUGUAUAUUUGCAAGUAUUUUGUCUGCAGUGCUAAGAUUGGAGAUACGGCUCGAUACAACCACGGUUCCUGCUGCAGUGGUACUAGCUUGAUUUAUUCUUCUUCUUCUAAAAUCUCAGCAGUAAUUGCUGCAUGAGUUUUCCUCAGCAAACCUGGCACUGACACAGGUCCCCUCCUGCGGCCUGCCACCGAGCGGCAGUGCUGCAAAACAGACAUGGAUAGCAAAAGAAAUCCCAGCCAGGCUCCAGCUUACAGGAAACACUGUGGAAAACCUUCCUGCUCUCCUGAACUAAGGAUUUAAGAACAGUGACUCGAGAUACUCUCACCAAGGUACUGUGCUUGCUUCCGAAACAAAAUAGGCCUGAAAGGCCCCAAAAAAAAAAAGGUCACUAAAGUGUCAUUUUAAUGCUAUGUGUUUUUAGAGGACAGCGUUUCUAAAUCACAGUAUCUUAGGUCUAUGCAAUCAAAAAUGAACCUCAGUAAAGAGCAUGAGCUACUGUAAGAAAAACCUGCAAACAGUGCUUACCCUUGUGUUCUGAGCUCUUCUAUCACUGGGUGAUGGGUUUAGAAACGGAGUAUUUAAUAAUAAAGGUUCUCAUACUUUGUAAAAGUAGUUUGGAGACAUUUUGUGCUGGCAUGGUUUGAACUUUGUAUUUUUACUUUGUAUUUUCUUCUUUUUUGGCGAAUAAAGGACUUUUGAAUUUAAA